CAAACCAUAAUAAUGUUUAUCAAAGAAAGAAGAAGAAAAAAAAAACAGUAGAAGGAACCAACCCAACGAGUCCAUACUCCAUAGAUUAAACUCGGACAAACCAGCUCUGGUCGUGAAUGCAGCGGCGCGUGUGGCAACAACUGGAGUAAUAGACAAUACAUCAACACGGUAGCUUUAGCCAAACCCUAACCACACCACACAGUGAAGGAGCAUAGAACAAGUUCGUUACUCCUACUUCACUUCCAGUCUCACACUCACUUUCGGAUAUUGGUUCCACAACCGCGCGAGAUAGAUCAUGAGCCGCUACGAUAGCCGUUCCUCCGACCCCACUUCCUACCGUGACCGAAGAAGUGACUCGGGGUUAGGUGGUGGAGGAGCUUCUGCUGCUGCGCCUUCGAGUAGAAGAGACUACGAUGACGGUGGCUCUGGUUCUCCUAAGAAAAUUAAUUUGGAUGGGUUACCUCAUUUUGAGAAAAAUUUCUACAAUGAAUCGCCUUCUGUUAGGGCAAUGACCGAGGCUGAAGUUAAUGAGUAUCGUCUUCGCCGCGAAAUUACUGUUGAAGGCAAAGAUGUUCCUAAACCUGUUAAAUCCUUUUCUGAUGCUGCUUUUCCAGAAUAUGUACUGGAAGAAGUUAAAAAAGCUGGUUUUGUUGAGCCUACACCCAUUCAGUCCCAAGGUUGGCCAAUGGCUUUGAAGGGACGUGAUCUAAUAGGAAUUGCAGAGACAGGAUCAGGAAAGACACUUGCUUAUUUGUUGCCGGCCAUAGUGCAUGUUAAUGCUCAGCCAAUUCUAGAUCCUGGGGAUGGACCUAUUGUGUUAGUUUUGGCUCCUACACGUGAACUUGCCGUUCAAAUACAACAAGAGGCUACUAAAUUUGGUGCAUCAUCUAGGAUUAAGAGCACAUGCAUUUACGGUGGGGUUCCUAAGGGGCCUCAAGUGCGUGAUCUACAGAAAGGUGUUGAAAUUGUAAUUGCCACUCCGGGAAGGUUAAUUGAUAUGCUCGAGUCAAAUCAUACUAACUUGCGAAGGGUCACAUACCUGGUAUUGGAUGAAGCUGAUAGGAUGCUGGACAUGGGGUUUGAUCCCCAGAUACGGAAAAUUGUCUCUCAGAUUCGUCCAGACCGUCAAACUUUGUAUUGGAGUGCUACUUGGCCAAAGGAGGUUGAACAAUUGGCAAGGCAGUUCCUUUACAAUCCAUACAAAGUAAUUAUAGGUUCUGAAGAUUUAAAAGCUAACCAUGCUAUAAAGCAAUAUGUUGACAUUGUUCCUGAAAAGCAAAAAUAUGAUAAAUUGGUGAAGUUGUUGGAGGACAUCAUGGAUGGAAGUCGAAUAUUGAUAUUCAUGGAUACUAAAAAAGGAUGUGAUCAGAUUACUAGGCAGCUUCGCAUGGAUGGUUGGCCAGCACUUUCAAUUCAUGGAGACAAAAGUCAAGCAGAAAGAGAUUGGGUGCUUUCAGAGUUUAAAUCUGGAAAGAGUCCUAUAAUGACCGCAACAGAUGUUGCAGCUCGUGGUUUAGAUGUGAAGGAUGUGAAAUACGUCAUAAAUUAUGACUUCCCGGGAUCACUAGAAGAUUAUGUUCAUCGAAUUGGAAGGACUGGGAGAGCUGGUGCGAAAGGCACUGCAUACACAUUCUUUACAGCUGCUAAUGCCAGAUUUGCAAAGGAACUUAUAAGCAUACUUGAGGAAGCUGGACAGAGAGUGAGUUCUGAGCUGGCAGCAAUGGGGCGUGGCGCACCUCCUCCGCCUUCAGGGGGCUUCCGAGACCGUGGGAAGAGUUUUGGCAGCGGUCGUCCAUGGAGCUGAUGGAUGGAACUCCUACAGGAAUGCCAUUGAUGUAGCCUUAUGCAUUGUACUGUCCUACUCCCAAAUUAGCGAUUAUAUGCAAGGAAAGUGGUAGGAGUUUGGAUUUCUUAUUUGUUAGACUUCUUUUCUCCUCUUUAUUUGGUUGAAAUGUCCAUAGAACUUUGAUGAGCCUUGUAUUUACAAUCAAACAUUUAUUUAUACUUGACAGUUCAUACCACUAUAAUUUGUUUUA
Messenger RNA from Lathyrus oleraceus (garden pea), 2036 nucleotides. Its product is annotated as DEAD-box ATP-dependent RNA helicase 20. Gene Ontology annotation, molecular function: ATP binding; nucleic acid binding; RNA helicase activity. Bases 296 to 1804 code for a protein of 502 amino acids. NCBI's taxonomy places the organism in Eukaryota, Viridiplantae, Streptophyta, Magnoliopsida, Fabales, Fabaceae. The record is from RefSeq and is a predicted model, not a curated record. The transcript is spliced from 10 exons.